CCACUAAGACUUCAGCAUUAUGAAGGUUACAACAACCUUCAUCCAGGUUUAGUUUCAAAGCCCUCAGAACCGGCUCAGUUGGCAAAACAGCUCAUGUCACUCAGAUAGCUUAAAUUCAAAGCUAAUGAUCCCAUAAACAUCUUCAAUCAUUGCACAGCACUGCAUCGUGGUCCUUCGGAUAAACACCUGAGGAACUACUCGGAGGAGCUACUGAUCUUUUCUGAGUGUCAGGUCCUGGACUGGAAUAUGUUGCUACUGUUUUGCAUAUGAUGUACCUUCUUUGAGGGAAGGGAAGGGUAUAGCAGCUUUCCAGCAUGAUCAUAAGUGACGAUUUCACUUACUGAACUUUCGGUAUCCACCAAGACAUACGUUGUCCAAGCGUCCCUGCUUACUCUUAUUAGGCAAAAUAUUCUUACUUCUGUGGGAAAAACAGAGUCAGGUAACGUUUUUAGACUAAUUCCAUACAGGUUUAGUCUCAGUGCCCUCUGUAUGUAGGCUUUGUUGACACAAGAGCCCAGAUCACUCAGAUAGCUUGAUUUCAAAGCUAAUGAUCCAAUAAACAUCUUCAAUCAUCGCAUAGCACUGCACUUGUGAUCCUUUGGAUAACCAACUGAAGAACUACUCACAAGAGCAACUGGUGUUUUCUGAAGUCCUGGACUGGAAUAUGCUUCUAGUGUUUUGCGGAUGAUCUACCUUCUUUGAUGGAAAAAGGGGCGUAGCAGCUUUCCAGCAUGAUCGUAAGCGAAGAUUUCGUUUACUGAACUUCCGGUGUCCACAGAUAUACAUUGUCCAACUGUCUCCACUUCUAAGGCCAGAAUUGCUGUCAACUGAUAUAUACCUUUCUUCUGUGGGAAAACCACUGAAAGUCAGACAUGACGUUGCCAAGUGCACUAGCUGGUGCCAUUGCUCAAGAACUUGUGAAAGAUUUGAGUACAGAAAUCCAGGAUCAAAGCAAAUAUGCAAUUCAAUUUCCAGCUCAGUUCUCUGAGUUGAGAGAACAGCUGAAAUUUAUGCAAUCAUUUGUCGCUGAUGCAAGCAAGCUCAAAGACAAGCAAGAAACAGUCAAGAUGACCUUGCAAGAACUUCAGAAACUGAUCUACGAAGCAGAUGAUCUGGUUGUUGAUUGCCAGAUUCGAGAAGACUACACGGAAACAAAGGCUAGUUCUUGCAGCCUUUGUCUUUCUGAGAUGGCCUUUCGCUAUAAAACAGGGAAAAAGCUAACAGAAAUCAACAGCCACAUUAAAAGAAUGCGGGAAAAUUUGAACUCUUAUUACACUCCCAUUGCAAAGCAUUCAGAUAGUGAGAGCAAAAAUGGCAGAAAGACACUUUGGAGUUCCCCUGUUUUUGACCAAUCUGAAGUCGUUGGGCUAACAGAAAAUGUGGCAACAAUAAGGGACUGGAUUCUUGGUCAUAAUGAACCAUUGCUUCGCCUUGCAAUCGUGGGGCUGGGGGGUUUGGGUAAAACGACCCUAGCAAAGAUGAUCUAUAGAGAUGUGAAUCUCACGAAACGCUUCCAAGAGAAAAUUUGGGUCUCAGUUUCUCAACCAGUCAAUGAGACCGAAAUCAUGAAAAGCAUGCUGAGGCAACUCAAAUCUGAUGACAGCGGAUCCUCUAAAGGUGACAUGCUGAGUAGAAUCAGUCAAUUGCUUUCAGAAAAAACCUACCUGAUUGUUCUAGAUGAUGUCUGGUGCAUUGAAGAUGGUUGGUGGGAACGGAUCUCCAGUGGGCUACCCAAGACAGAGGGCCUCAACAACUGCAUUAUAAUCACAUCAAGGAUCAAGAAAGUUGUCAAGAAAAUGGGAGUUCGGGAUGCCCAAAUUCAUCGACCCAGACUUCUUAAUGAUGAAGAGAGCUGGAAAUUAUUCUGCAAGGUUGCACUGAUCUCUAAAGAAGAUGAAGAAAAUACUAAGUUAAUUGAAGAAGGAAAAGAGAUUGUUCAAAAGUGUGGGGGCCUUCCCCUGGCAAUCAAGACCAUUGGUGGUUUACUCUCAUCAGAAGCCAAGUGUUAUAGUGAAUGGACGAGGAUUCACAAGAACUUCCAUGAAAAGUUGACAAGUGCAGAAGGCAGUCGUGCUGGUGGUAAUCAGCAUGUGAUUGCCUCUCUGCAGCUUAGCUAUGAUGAGCUCCCUCCUCGCUUAAAGCAAUGCAUAUUGUGCUUCUCGAUUUAUCCAGAAGAUCAUGAAGUUGAUGUUGACCAACUGAUUCGCUGGUGGGAAGGAGAAGGAUUUGUCCGUUGUAGGAGCACAGAAGCUGCGACAGAAUCAGCUCUCAACUGCUUAUCUGAGCUUAUCAGUCGAUGCCUGGUUGAAGUAGCUGAGAGAAGAAAUUUCGAUGGGAGUGUCUAUACCUGCAAGGUGCAUGACAUGGUUCGAGAUUUGACAAUUAAAAUAGCAAGAGAAGAAGAUUUCUGCAGUUUCGAUGGAAAUGGAAAGCAUAUUGCUAAUGCUGGCUCUCGUAGACUUGGAGUCACAAAAGAGACAAAGUUCCAGACCCUCCGAGGAAACUCAAAGCUCAGGGCAUUACUUUUAACCGCAACCGAUUACAUCGGUUUCAAUAGUAAUAUUGAAUUGGCUAACGUCAAGUCUCUCCGGGUACUGGACUUCUCACAUGUCAAACUAGACAGCAUUUGUAUGAAAGAUCUCUGGCAUUGGAUCACUUCCCUUACACGCCUAGCUUAUUUGAGCCUCAGGUAUGUUGCACAAUUGUCAGAAAUCCCAAACUCAGUCGGUAAACUAUGGGGCCUUCAGGUUCUGAUUCUGGGAGAAUGUAAGGAUCUCAAAAAUCUUCCCCCAUCAAUUGUUAACCUUCCGAGAUUAAUUAUCUUGGAUGUUGGCAAUUGCCCAAAUCUUCAGUGUCUACCACAAGGAUUUUCGAGACUUUCCAAACUCCAGGAGCUAUACGGAUUUAAGAUAGCUGGCACUGGCAAUGCUGCAGGUUCCCACCUUGGAGAGCUGAAGGCUUUGACUGAACUUCGAGUCCUGCAGAUGGACAUAACUGAAGAAAGCACAAUCAAUGAUCAGGAAUUGGAGAUCUUAGCACAGCUAGAGAAACUAAAGAUUUUGUCGAUCAAUGCAGGUGAUUGCGAAGACGAGGACAUUUUAAGCAAAUUGAAUAAAUUGUCACCCCCUUCUUCCAUUGAGGAAUUGUAUCUGAAGCAUUAUGUUGGAGAAACUGCACCAGGAUGGAUUAAUCCGAAGUCACUUCGACAACUGCAGUAUCUUUGUAUGGAGGACUCUAGAAUAAAUAAGAUGAACCAAGAUUUCUGGGGAGAUGAAGAACAUAAAUGGGAUGUCAAAGGGUUGUGUUUAAAGUUCUGCCAAAGGCUUGAGGUGUCAUGGGAAGAAUUGCAAGCAGUGAUGCCUGAGAUCAGACACCUGGAGGUCAGCCAAUGCAACCUACUGGUCUCAUUUCCUUGUGAUGUUAAGUCUGUGGGGUUCUGGUGCAAGGACGAAAAGAAAAAAGAUGUGCGUCGGAGGAUGUUUUCAGUCAAGAAGAUUGAAAGCAGCUAGAUGACAUGGUCUGAUCUUUGGAAAGCAUUUUCAAGUUUGAAGUUAUCUGUAUCCUUCUGUUUGGACAAUAUGUUGCGGUAUUUGUUAGUGAUUUGGAGGUGUAUUUGUACUUGCUGAACUUUACUUGUUGGUACUCUUUUCUCUUCCACUUUGAUCAUGUAAGCCUAAUUUGGUGCUUUCAACUCUGUCAUAGCACUAUA
Coffea eugenioides is the source of this 3709-nucleotide messenger RNA. Its product is annotated as disease resistance RPP13-like protein 4. The record is from RefSeq and is a predicted model, not a curated record. Gene Ontology annotation, molecular function: ATP hydrolysis activity; ADP binding. The transcript is spliced from 4 exons. Lineage: Eukaryota; Viridiplantae; Streptophyta; Magnoliopsida; Gentianales; Rubiaceae. Bases 873 to 3509 code for a protein of 878 amino acids. Gene Ontology annotation, biological process: defense response to other organism.